Penicillium diatomitis is the source of this 1791-nucleotide messenger RNA. RefSeq names its product putative bZIP transcription factor AP-1/Yap1 (gene yap1). Gene Ontology annotation, cellular component: RNA polymerase II transcription regulator complex. Bases 1 to 1791 code for a protein of 596 amino acids. Gene Ontology annotation, molecular function: DNA-binding transcription activator activity, RNA polymerase II-specific; transcription cis-regulatory region binding. The record is from RefSeq and is a predicted model, not a curated record. The transcript is spliced from 3 exons. Lineage: Eukaryota; Fungi; Ascomycota; Eurotiomycetes; Eurotiales; Aspergillaceae.
AUGAGUGAUUUCAGUCAACUCUAUCAGCAGGGGCUUUAUCUCUCCCCCGACCAGCAGGACCUUUUGCUGGCGGCCCUCUCCUCAAACAAUCCCGCACCCAAGCAACAGUCUCAAAUCAUUCAGACACCCGCGGUCAAGCCCAAUCACAGCCCGGACCGGUCAUCGUCGUACGGCGCAAGCGCUCCGCCCUCUGGAGGCUUCGAAAGCGCCCAGCUCGGUGCAUUGGCUUUUACGGAAGAUGAAAGCCCCUUCCUAGAUUUCAACCCUGAAUUGGAUUUUGAAUUCCCGGACUCUGCAAACCUCAUCGGUGAACUUCCUGGUACCGCUGCUUCAAAUGAGUAUGAUGUUGGCGAGAAGCGCAAGUCGAUGGAUGGCAAGUCUGAGGUGGACGGGGAUGAAAAUGGCAAGAAGCGGCGCGAGAGCGAGGCGAAGAAGCCCGGUCGGAAGCCAUUGACCUCAGAACCAACUACGAAACGCAAAGCUCAGAAUCGGGCCGCUCAACGUGCCUUCCGCGAGCGAAAGGAAAAACAUCUCAAGGAUCUCGAAGCCAAGGUGGAAGAAUUGCAGAAGACAUCCGAUAAUGCGAACCAGGAAAAUGGUCUCCUCCGUGCCCAGGUGGAGAGGCUACAAGUCGAACUGCGGGAGUAUCGCAAGCGUUUGUCUUGGAUGACUAGCAGUAAUGGCUUGUCCGCCAUGAGUGCAAUUCCCAGCGCUCACUCCCAAGGUGCAUACGGUCUGCAGAAUAACGAAUUCCUGUUCGAUUUCCCCAAGUUUGGUGACCUCCCCGGAUCCCACCUGUUCAAUGGCCAGUCGAAUAAGAAUGAUCAGACCCCGAACAAAAACCAGUCUGUUCGGGCGCCGGGAGUUAUGGCUCGCGAUACCCUCAAUGGCGUGUCGACUGCCCCCACAGCCAAGUCCACCACCGAUACCGAGACGACUGGACCGGGAAGCGUCAACUCCUAUUAUGCUGGCUCUUCUAGCACUACUCCCAGCAGCGUGCACUCGAGUAGGAACGCGUACAACAACUACUCAACUCCAUCCGCCACACACCGGGAAGCCUCGAACUCAGAUUCACCUUCAUCUUCCUCAGACUCCCACCAGAGCCAGUUGCUCUCAUCCAACGGCACCUCGCCUGAGCCUAGUUUGAGCUCUCCGCUUCAAACUAAACCCAGUGAUAAUGUCAACAGCUGUGAAAUCCAUGGCUCCACCAACGGUGAGGAAACCUUCUGUGCGAAGCUUGGCAUGGCCUGCGGCAACAUCAAUAACCCUGUGCCAGCUGCUCGAGAUCCGGCCAAGGCCCAAAGCGUCUCCCGCGAACAGUCGGAGCCUGCCCACAAUAGCGACCAGGCCGCCUUUGACUGGUUGGCGCAACAGAACGGCGGUCAGUUUGAUCCCGUUCUCUUCGGUGACUGGCGAGAGCCCCAGGAUGCUGUGCUGUCUCAGGACUUUGGGUCAUUCUUCAACGAUGCUUUCCCGUUGCCUGAUCUAGGUAGCCCCUCCCACAACAUUACCGAGGCGGCUACGCAAGCAUCACAGCAGCCCCAGAAGAGGGACCUUAUCGCUCAAAUCGAUAGCAAGUUGGAGGAGGAAGUCGUGCCUGGAGAGGACAAGUCGCAGAUGCUGAGCUGCACUAAGAUUUGGGAUCGUCUUCAAUCCAUGGAGAAAUUCCGUAAUGGUGAGAUUGACGUGGACAACCUCUGCUCGGAACUUCGCACCAAAGCUCGCUGCUCGGAAGGCGGCGUCGUUGUCAAUCAGCGCGAUGUGGACGACAUCAUGGGACGUGCGAAUUGA